UUCCUCAGAACCGUGUCCAGCUGGCCUGGAGGAGAGCGAUCAGUCCUCGAUGUCUGGAGAGCAAGGAAUGAACUUAGAUAAUUCCGGCCCGAAACUUUCAGAUUUUGCAAGUAGGCCACCAGGUUAUCCAUCUCAGCCGGUGGAGCAGAGACCACUUCAGCAGAUGCCACCUCAGCUCAUGCCACACGCGCAGCAGCCACAGCCGCAGCCCCCGCCACAGCAAACCCCAGGACCACCGCCAGCCCCGCAGCAGCAGCAGCAGCAGAUGAUGAUGAUGCUUAUGAUGCAGCAGGAUCCCAAAUCGGUCAGGCUUCCUGUACCACAGGGAGUUCACCCACCCAGAGGGCCCCUGAAUCCGGAUGCUCAACGAAUGCCAAUGCAACAGAGUGGUAACAUGCCAGUCAUGGUUAACCUGCAAGGUCCUGGAUCAGUGCCCCCAUCUCCUGAUAAACAACGGAUUUCCUUGCCAGGCAAUCCUCCUCUGGGAAAUAAUGCAAGAAAAAUGGUUUAUCAAGAUAACGUACAGAAUCCUUCCAGCUCACCCCUCGGAGAGGUUUCAUCAGUAUCCUCCCUUCCAGACGGAGGUGGAGCUGAAGGCCCCCCAGCAUCAGGAGCUCAGAAUAAUUUGACAUCUCAUUUAGUAGUUUCACAGAACCAGUUAAUGAUGACAGGAUCCAAACCUGGACCAUCCCCACUUUCAGCUGCCCAAGGUGCAAGUCCCCAGCAGCAGUCUAAUUCUCUGCCUAGCGCCCUCACACACCAUUUUCCAAAUGUUGCCACCACAUCACAAACUUCAAGGCCUAAAACCCCAAACAGAGCAAGCCCAAGGCCGUACUAUCCUCAGACUCCUAAUAACCGUCCACCUAGCACAGAACCAUCAGAAAUUAGCUUGUCUCCAGAGAGACUCAAUGCUUCUAUAGCUGGGCUGUUCCCUCCCCAGAUAAAUAUUCCUUUACCGCCCAGGCCUAAUCUCAGUAGAGGAUUUGAUCAGCAGGGUCUUAAUCCCACUACUUUGAAGGCCAUUGGGCAAGCCCCAUCAAAUCUCACCAUUAGCAAUCAGUCGAGUUUUGCUGCUCCGCAGUCACACAAAUUGGAAGGUGUGGUCAUGAAUUCGGGAAAACAAACCAACACUGGAGGAACAAAGAGAGCAAGUCCAAGCAAUAGUCGAAGGUCCAGCCCUGGAUCCAGCAGGAAAACUACACCAAGCCCUGGCAGACAGAAUUCAAAAGCAGCUAAAUUAUCACUGACAACUCCGCAGAAUCCACCUCUCUUGCAGAACAUGGAAUUACAGAGAAAUAUGGUGGGUGGUCCCUCCUCUUUGCCAACACCUGCAACUACAAGUUUUCAAAAUAAUAACAUGCUGAGUAACCAGAAUCCUGCCAUUUCUGUACCUGCUAUGACUGGCAUUCCUGAAGACAAUAAAGAGACCCUUAGUGCGCCUCAGGAUACCGAGUGUCCAAGUGCACAAGGUGUCCAAGGUAACAAAGACCAGCCCAGUACUGAACAAAAGGGUCUCCCUGCUCCAGAAAUGAAAAUGUUGGUUCCAGAAGAACAGUCGAAAAAAGAUGGACAGGCGUUAGACACCAGUAAGCUUCCAGUCUUGGAGGAGAGUAAAGCCGUGGUAUCUCCAGCUCUGAGGGAGACACCAACUUCUUUAAGUCAACUUCUUGAUAAUUCUGGAGCUCCCAACGUAACCAUCAAGCCCCCUGGGCUGACUGGUCUUGAAAUGGCACCAAUAGUCACCACUGGUGAGGAGCUCAAGAAGAUCGCUGUCAUUCCUCCACUGCAAGAUUCAUCCUCGAGCAAAGAGCCAUCUAACCCACUUAGCUUGCCUCAAAAUAAUGAGCCCUGUUCAAAUCCGGGACAUCAGGAACUGGGAGAAAUAAACUCCAACGUCGCACAGAGCAUUCCUCCCAUAAUGCAAAGGCCUGUCAGCGCUUCUUCUAUUUCAGGUCCUUUACCUCCCAACCAGAUAACAGUUUUUGUCACUUCAAACCCUAUUACAUCUGCUAAUACGUCAGCACCGUUGCCAUCUCACUUGCAACCUGCGUUAGUGUCAACUGUUGUCACGAUGCCCAACGUAGGGAACAAGGUUAUGGUGUCUGAGGGGCAGUCGGCGGCUCAGUCUAACGCCCGGCCACAGUUCAUUACACCCGUUUUUAUAAACUCAUCAUCAAUAAUUCAGGUCAUGAAGGGCUCUCAGUCAAGCACGGUUCCAGCGGCCCCGAUGACUUCUAACUCCAGCCUCAUGCCUCAGUCGGUUGCAGUCGUUGGUCCUUUGCAUUUACCGCAGAACAUAAAGUUCUCCGGGACCGCUUCUCCCAGCACAUCAUCCAGCAGUCCUGUUUCCAGUAUUCCCACCAACAGGCCACUGGUUCUUAAUCCCUUGGCACCUCCAGUUCAGCUUCCUUCUCCCGCUACAACUUCUUCCAGUGUUCCUUCCCAUCUUCCUGCUCAGCAAAUCAAAGACUUCAGCCCAGAGGAGACACCUCAGAGUGCUGGGUCAAGCGAGCAGUGCUCUGUCCCCACAAUGCAGUCUGGACCUGUUGUUUCACCUCUUCUCACGAGUAGUCCAGGGUCUGGGAACAGACGCAGUCCCGUUUCGUCAAGUAAGGGAAAGGGAAAAGUCGACAAGAUUGGCCAACUCUUGCUGACUAAAGCAUGUAAGAAAGUCACUGGCUCCCUUGAGAAAGGGGAAGAGCAGUAUGCUGUGGAUGGAGAAGCUGAAGGUCAGGGACUAGAGGCAUCAGUCCCAAACAGUUUGGGAACAGAGCAAUCACCAGCAGAGCUCAAUAACAAAACCGUGACGCCUCCAGCACCCAGCCUUACGAAACAGAGCACUUCUGGGCCUGGCAAUCCAAGCGUCAGCACCGUGGCCGCUGCUCCCACCUCCGCGUCCCCAGGCGCACCGACAAGCACUCCUCCUCCCAGCGUGCUGCUGGCUGGCGGCGCUCCCGCAGCCCCAGACCUGGCCCCCACAGCGCCCAGCGCCAACGGCAGUAACCACAGCGGUUUGCCAGCUGAGCAAACCGGGGCUGGGAUGGCCGAGGAAAAAGCAGGGGCACAUCAGGAGCUGCUCCAAAGCACAGCAUCCUCUCAACAUCUAACGCAGAAAAAAAGUUCAGUCGUGACAUCAGAAAGUACUGUUCAAAGAACAGAACUUGAAACAAAUGCUCCAGUAGUUGCUGGUCAAAGUAAUGAGACAAAAGAGAAUUGUGAAAAGUCUAAAACUCCAAAUAGAAGAAAUUCAAGAACAGAGGAUUCUGCCACUUCACAGGACACUGUAGAGAACGGCCAGCGCAAGAGGUCCUCCAGACCAGCGUCCACCUCCAGCACGGCAAAAGAAACGAGUGCCAGUGCAAUGCAGUCAAAAAGAAGAAAAUCCAAGUAAAUUACUGCAUGGAAACAUGAAACUUGUAAAUGAGAGUGAAUUUACCGAUAGCAAUUUUGAGCUGUGAUUUUUCUUUUUUAAAUAAGAUUCUGUACAGUAAGUAAUUUUAAUAUUAUAGUGUUCCCAACAAAUGAUUUUUUUUCUAAAAGACAGAUAAAUAGAUAUAAAAACUGGGGUCUUCUAAAACCCCCUGGAUUUACGAUGUGAAGUUCAGGGUUAGCACAUUAGCUCAACGUGUUUGUAUGAGAUGGAAGGGGAGGGGAAGACAACUGUAAAUUUAUUUCCACUUUUCAUAAACAAAUUAGAAUACAGGGUUGUCAUUUUUAG
Mesitornis unicolor (brown roatelo) is the source of this 3718-nucleotide messenger RNA. RefSeq names its product nuclear receptor coactivator 6-like. The annotation marks the transcript as partial. The transcript has 6 exons. The record is from RefSeq and is a predicted model, not a curated record. Gene Ontology annotation, cellular component: histone methyltransferase complex; transcription regulator complex; nucleus. NCBI's taxonomy places the organism in Eukaryota, Metazoa, Chordata, Aves, Mesitornithiformes, Mesitornithidae. Gene Ontology annotation, biological process: positive regulation of transcription by RNA polymerase II.